AUGGUUAAACCAGGAGGUCCAAGAACCCAUCAAUCAAAUAGUUUUACUAAUAGAAUUAAUAAAUCUAAUAAUCAAAAUAAUCCAGAUAGAAUUGUAUCAAAGACAAAAACCAACCUUAGAGAUCGUGCCACCAUUAAGAGGUUGGCUAUGUAUAGUGAAAGACCAACUAGAACAAGAGAUGGUAAAUUAAUUAGUGGUGCAUUCAUGUCAAAGGAUACAUCACAUGAUACUAGAAUCAGACCAGAUCGUAGAUGGUUUGGUAAUACACGUGCUAUUGGACAAGAUCAAUUGAAUACAUUUAGAGAAGAAAUGGAAUCACAAGUUAACAAUCCAUACAAGGUAUUGUUACAUGCAUCAAAGUUACCAUUGGGUUUAUUGAAAGACAGUACCAAGAAAACUCAAAUGAAUCUUUUAACCACCGAAUCAUUUCAAACCACAUUCGGACCAAAGAAACAACGUAAACGUCCAAAUUUAAAAGCAGUUACCGAUUAUGAGAAUAUGAUUAACAAAGCAGCUGAAAUCACCAGUGGAUACGAUGAAACUAAAGAUAAAAAUAUUAAACCUGAUGAAGAUGAAAUUGAAACUCGUCGUAAGGAUAUUUUCGAUAAAGGUACAUCAAAGAGAAUUUGGGGUGAAUUAUACAAAGUUAUCGAUUCCUCCGAUGUAUUGGUACAAGUUUUGGAUGCUCGUGAUCCAAUGGGUACUCGUUCUCGUCAUGUCGAACAACAAUUGAAAAAGACUUCAAAACAUAAACAUUUGAUUUUCAUUCUCAAUAAAUGUGAUCUCGUACCAACUUGGGCAACCGCACGUUGGGUUAAGAUCCUCUCAAAGGAAUAUCCAACAUUGGCAUUCCACGCUUCAAUCACUAAUCCAUUCGGUAAAGGUUCAUUAAUUCAAUUACUUCGUCAAUUCUCAAAAUUACAUUCCGAUAAGAAACAAAUCUCUGUUGGUUUCAUUGGUUAUCCAAAUGUUGGUAAAUCUUCAAUCAUCAAUACACUCAAGAGUAAAGUAGUUUGUAAAGCUGCUCCAAUUCCUGGUGAAACUAAAGUUUGGCAAUAUAUUACCCUCAUGAAACGUAUCUAUUUAAUCGAUUGUCCAGGUGUCGUUCCUGCCACUGGUGAUUCAGAAGCUGAACUCGUAUUAAAAGGUGUUGUUCGUGUUGAAAAUUUAGAAGAUGCUACCAUUUUCAUUCCAGAGGUUUUAAAUCGUAUUAAAAAAGAAUAUAUCGUUAAAACUUAUAACAUUGCCGAAUGGAAAGAUCAUGAAGAUUUCCUCACUCAAAUGGCCGAAAGAACUGGUAAACUCUUAAAGAAAAGACAACCAAAUAUGAAUGCUUGUGCUAAACUUGUUCUUUAUGAUUAUCAAAAAGGUAAAAUUCCUUACUUUAAAGCACCACCACAUUUAACUCCAGAACAAGAAAAAGAAGAUGAAUUAAAUAAAAUUAAAUUAGAAUCAACUGAUAAUAAUGAUAAUGAUAAUACAACCACUACUCAACCACAACAAUAUCUUGACGAAGCUGAAGUUGAUCAAGAUACUGACAAAUUAUUAAAAGAAAGAAGAAAACUUUAUGGUGAUUUAGUUGUUAAUCAAAAAUUAAAUAAUAUUCCAGUUAAAUCUGAAUUCACUGAAGAGGAUGCUCAUGGUGAAGAAUAUGUUGAUCCAUUUGACGAAGAACCAGAUUGGGAUGAUUUAUAUCAAAAAGAAGAAGAUAAUAAUGAAGAUGACGACGAUGAAGAUGAUGAAGAAUUAUCAGGUGAAGAAGAGGAAUUAGAUGAUGAGGAUAUUUUAUAUGGUGAAGAAAAUUAUGAUGAUUUAGCAGAUGGUGAUUUGGAUUAUGAUGAAGAAGAAAAGGUUGAUCAAAUUAAAUCAAAUGGUAAAAAUGUAAAGAAAUCAUCAAAUAUUAAAGUUAAACAAGAACCAAUUAAUAAUAAAAAAUCUGUAAAAAAUGUUGAAUCACCAGUAACAACUAAACAAGUUGCUGUUAAAAAAGAAAAAGUUGAAAAAGUAGUAACUCCAACUACCACCACCACCAAUAAAAAAGCAGUUUCCAAAGAUACUAAACCAACAAUUGUUGAAAAACCAACUGUUGCUGCUGUUAAAUCAAAUAAAAAAGUUGUUGCAACUGAACCAGUUGUUGAAGAACCACCAAAGAAAGUUGCUGCUAAGAAAUCAACAAAAGCUGCCGCCACUGUUGCUGAACCAGUUGUUGAAGAACCACCAAAGAAAGUCGUUAAAAAAUCUGCAACCAAAGUCACUGUUGCUGAACCAGUUGUUGAAGAGCCACCAAAGAAAGUCGUUAAAAAAUCUGCAACCAAAGUCACUGCUGCUGUUGCUGAACCAGUUGUUGAAGAACCACCAAAGAAAGUCGUUAAGAAAUCUGCUAAAGCCUCCGCUGCUGUUGCACAACCAGUUAUUACUGAACCAGUUGUUGAAGAGCCACCAAAGAAAGUAACCAAAAAGUCUAAUAAAGCUGCCACUGUUGUAGAACCAGUUGUUGAAGAACCACCAAAGAAACAACCAGCUGCAGCUAAAAAGAAGGUUACCAAAAAAGAUGUCGCUCAAGAAGAUGAUGGUCAAGAUGAAGAACCAAUCCAAGAAGAAAAACCAAUUGUUAAAAAGAAAUCAGUUAUUAGUAAAACCGCACCAUCAUUAACUAAAAAGCUUGAAUCAAUUCAAAAUAAAGUUUCAGAAUCAACAAACAAAACAACAACUGAAACUCAAAAACCAACUGGUAAAAAAACAAGAAAAGAAUAUAAUGAAAUGCCAGAAGUUGAAUCAGAUUCAGAAGCUGGUCCAAGUAAAAAAGAACGUAGAAAGGCAAUCAAUGCUUCAAAAGUUGGUGUUCACUUUUAUGAAACCGCAAAUGUUAAAAAUAGAAAUAGAGAUAGAAAAGUUCCAAAGAAACCUAAAUAUCAACAAAUGGCUGGCUUCAAUUCCAAAGUUUCAAAAUCAAAUAAAUAA
This is a messenger RNA of Dictyostelium discoideum AX4, 2961 nucleotides long. RefSeq lists its product as hypothetical. The record is from RefSeq and is a predicted model, not a curated record. Gene Ontology annotation, cellular component: nucleolus; nucleus. Gene Ontology annotation, molecular function: GTPase activity; GTP binding. NCBI's taxonomy places the organism in Eukaryota, Evosea, Eumycetozoa, Dictyosteliales, Dictyosteliaceae. Bases 1 to 2961 code for a protein of 986 amino acids. The transcript has a single exon.